Meleagris gallopavo (turkey) is the source of this 1176-nucleotide messenger RNA. Its product is annotated as vesicular inhibitory amino acid transporter-like. Gene Ontology annotation, biological process: amino acid transmembrane transport. Lineage: Eukaryota; Metazoa; Chordata; Aves; Galliformes; Phasianidae. The record is from RefSeq and is a predicted model, not a curated record. Gene Ontology annotation, cellular component: vacuolar membrane. Gene Ontology annotation, molecular function: L-amino acid transmembrane transporter activity.
AUGGCUAGUAUAGUUUUACGUGUGGGAAUUUUUGUCCUAGGAUUGCCAUAUGCUCUUCUCCACAGUGGAUACAGUGGCUUGUUUCUUAUUGUCUUGGCUGCGGCAUUAUGCUGUUAUACAGGCAAAAUUCUAAUCGCUUGCCUGUAUGAAGAAAAUGAAGAUGGGCAGCUCAUAAGAGCGAGAGAUACGUAUGAAGAUAUUGCAAAUGCCUGCUGCAAAAAGCUGUCUCCUAGACUAGGUGGCAUAGUUGUCAAUGUGACCCAAGUGAUGGAACUGAUCAUGACAUGUAUUUUGUAUCUGGUUGUUAGUGGGAAUUUGCUGUCACACAGUUUUUCAUAUGUACCAGUGACUGAGAAAACUUGGUCUGUAAUUGCAUUUCUUACACUGCUGCCUUGUGUAUUUAUCAAAACUCUAAAAAUUGUUUCCAAACUCAGCCAGCUUUGUUCCUUGGUCCAUUUCAUUAUCAUCUUUGUAGUGAUGACUUACUGUCUCACACAAAUACAUCAGUGGUCCUGGGCAAAAUUCAGACUCUCCCUGGAAUUUGAAGACUUCUUGGUCUCCAUGGGGGUGAUAAUUUUCAGUUACACGUCUCAAAUAUUUCUUCCUACACUUGAAGGUAACAUGAAAAACCCAGGGGAAUUUAGGUGUAUGCUGAAUUGGACUCACUUUUUUGCUUGUAUCUUGAAAACAACCUUUGCCCUGUCUGCAUUCUUAACUUGGGGUGAAGAGACGAGGGAAGUUGUUACUGACAACCUGCCAUCAUUUCUUCAAACUCUAGUGAGUUUGUGCCUAUUAACCAAGGCUCUUCUUUCUUAUCCUUUGCCCUUUUUUGCAGCCACGGAAAUUGUUUAUGCUUGUAUUUCUAGAGGCAACUAUUCCAAUUACAGUUCCCCACUGUUUGCUUUGUGUGUAAGAAGCAUAUUUCUCCUGUUAACUCUGCUGAUGGCCAUGUUCAUACCACAUUUUGCACUGCUGAUGGGCUUAACAGGCAGUGUAACAGGUGCUGCUAUGACUUUUCUUCUUCCUUCUCUCUUCCAUUUAAAGCUUAAAUGGAAAAAACUAUCCUUCUUUGAAAAAUGUGCAGAUAUCUCUGUUUUUAUUUUGGGUUUCCUUUGCAGCCUUGCGGGCAUUAUUUGCUCAAUAAAAGGGCUAUUCAAACUAUUUGGAGAGGGGUAA